AAUAAUGUCUAAACAACUUAAUGAAGCAGAUCGUAUUGCAAUAUGUCAUAAAAAACGUGAGAAUCCGGAUAUUACUCAAGUACAAUUGGUCAAAUGGGUUAAAGAAAAACUUGGCAAGUUUGUUACUCAAGCGACUAUUUCCAAUACUCUUAAACAUUCUAUUAAUAUUUUGGCUGAAGAUAUGAUAAUUAAUAGUAAACGGCAACGACAACGCAAAGUUAUGUAUCCUGAACUUGAAGAGCGUCUUUUUGAAUGGAUUUUGAAGUUUCAACAUACUGGUCAAUUAACUGGAGAAACAUUAAAAACAAAAGCAAUAGAAAUAGCAACACAUUUAUAUUCGGAUGAAUUAACAUUGACAUUUUCUGCGGGUUGGUUAGAAAAAUUCAAAAAACAUCAUGGAAUUCGACAAUUUGUAACACAUGGUGAAAGUGGUUCU
Molecule: messenger RNA, 436 nt
Organism: Acaulospora morrowiae
Lineage: Eukaryota; Fungi; Glomeromycota; Glomeromycetes; Diversisporales; Acaulosporaceae
Source: the annotation of a GenBank genome assembly